AUGUCAUCACAAACUUCUACCUCUAGCAAGCUGGACGACAAACGUUUGUAUAUUGGAAAUUUAGAUUCUUCUAUCGAUGAAUAUACUGUUGUAAAGUUAUUUGAACCUUUUGGAAAAAUAACUCAUCUUGACUAUCUCUUUCAUAAGAGUGGACCAAAACGCGGUCAGCCAAGGGGUUAUUGCUUCUUGGAAUAUAGUAAAAAAGAGGAAGCCUUGAGAGCCAUGACAGCUAUGCAUUCAAAAUUGAUCAAGAAUCGAUCCAUGAUAGUGACUUUUGCAUAUGCAGCACCUGAGAAUUACGACAGCAGGCAAUUCAAAAAAAGACCUUCAUCAGUUACUAAUAGACCAACGACGAUUUCUUUGUUAAAAGCACAUAAAAUGGUUAAUGCUAGUACGGAUUCAAAGAUACAAGCUUUGGAAAGAAAAUUGGCCCAAAUGAAACAAAAAGAAACGUCAUCAGAUUCUCCUUCAAUAAAAUCUUCUUCACAACCUUCAUCCCCACGACCGUCUACUUCGUUACCAACAGAAAGAUUGAAAAUAGAGAGAAAUUCAUCUGCGCCUACAUCGCCGUCAACUUUGGGCGGAAGGAGGAGAUUUACCCCUUAUAAUUUUCCGAAGAGUGAAAAAUAG
Messenger RNA from Funneliformis mosseae, 630 nucleotides. Lineage: Eukaryota; Fungi; Glomeromycota; Glomeromycetes; Glomerales; Glomeraceae. The record is from the annotation of a GenBank genome assembly.